UAAGUUUAAAAUGUCAGAAGUUCAAGCUAAUUUAUAUAAUUUUAAUGUUAAGCCUAGUGGUAUUGCUAACAACAGCAAUGAAAAUAUCUCACUUGGUGAAACGUUGAAUUCUCCGUUGAUGUUACAUGAAAAACUUCAACAGUUAAGGAUAUGGCAGGAAAAGCAACAAGAAAAGCUUCGUAAAAUGCAAAAACAACAGUGGCAAAAACUGAAUGAGGAACAAAAUCGUGUACGUGGAAUGUUAACACCUAACACUAGUAAUAGUAAUAGCACUGCUAGUGUCAGCGAUUUUAAACUAGGCUCACAAACAGAAGGUAAUGCUAAUGAUCUUGGAAUUAUUGAAGUUGAAAGUAGUGCGUCCUGUAAAUUUAGUCAGCAAGUUAAAAAUAAAUCAAAAUCUGUAGAACAUAUGAAAAGAAAAACGUGCAGAAAGUUUUCAGAAAGUAAGCUUGAGAAAAAUCCUGAUGGUGAAACUAUAGAUUCAGUUGUUCAACUGAACAAGAAAGAAAACCGAGAUUUAAUUCCCAAUGAUUUAAUAAAUAAAAAUGUAUCACAAAAUCAUCCUAUUUCAGAUUCAGUUAACAAAGUGAUGAAACAUUCAGAAAUGUUGUAUAAAAAAGAAGAUAAACCAGGGAGUGCAUUUCUGUCUACCGAAGAAAGGCCUGUAAACCCUGGAAUUGUUGGAGGGAUUAAAACAUUUGAAGAUCUCUUAAAGCAUCAUUUACACGAAGAAACAAGUAAUUCAAGAAAAUAUGUUGAAAAGCCAAAAAAACCUUUUUUACGGAAAGGUGCGGGUCUAGCCAAAUAUCAGCAGUGUCAACAGAAGACUAGUUCAGAAGUUCUUGGAAUAGUUGAAAAAAAAAAAAAUUACCUUCAGCCGUUGCCUUCUCAAGGAAUACAUCCUCCCUUAGUUCCUAACAUAAACAAUGAAGACAAUGGAAUGAUCCCACUGAACUCUGAAUAUAAUCUUGAAAUGGAAAAUGUUCUUCACAGAUUUUGUGAUUUAGAAGAAAACAUGAAAAACCUCGAGGAACACGACCGUUCGAUACCAGUAAGCUCUGUAAAAAUAAAGUACGACUCUGACUGUAAUUCUGACUUUUCAGAUGACUGUACAGAAAAAUCCUCGUUUUCUAGAAAAAUAGAAGAUGUGGAAGUAAAACAAAAGAAAGAAGUCGAAGAACUCGCAGAGUUUGAGAUUCUUGAACAGGUAACACACAACACUUCUUUAAACAGUGAAUCAUCGAUGUAUCAAGAAAUGAUCAAUAAGCCACUUCAACAAUCAUCACCAUUAUCCAAACAGACAGAAAAAGGAAUUGAGCUUAAAAAUAGCAGAAAGUCUUCCAGUGUACAGUUUUUGGAUUUUGACGACAGUAGUAAUAGCCAAGAAACCUCUGAUAUUUAUGAUUGCCAAAAAAGCAGUAGUUUAGGUACAGAUAUAACUGCUCUUUUGAGAAAACUGAAAAAAAGAAAGAACUACAUAGAAGACAAACUUGGUGUUUUGAAUUCACCAUACCACAGCUUUUCUGAAGUGGAAUCUGACAAUGAUGAGAUCAUCGACGGUGAUCACACUCUGGUUGAUAAGGAUACAGAAUCUGUAAACAAUGUUUCCGUUCAUUUUGCACCAAAUAACCACAAAGUUAAUUUUUUCCAAGAACGAGACUUUGUUCCAGAAAUAUCAGUUCCUGAAUAUGAUGUUCUUGGAAACAAUGAACAACAGGAAAAAAAAAAUAUUGAUAAAAGUGCUGGAACACCUGUUUUUUUCCAAGAUGAUAAAAGUUGGAAAUGUGAUGAUGGAGAAAGCAAGAUCGUGGAAGAUAGUAUACAGGAAUAUGCUAAUGAUGUUAUCAGUGAUGAUAAUCAGUCAGAGAUUAAUAUUGCUUGUUCAAAUAAUACUGAGGAUAAUUCAAACAAAGAGAACGAAUCACAAAAGAAUAUAUUAAAUGAGAAGUCUGAUGUUAACUCAAAUGAACAGACGUGUAAAAGAUGCAGAAACGAAAAUAACAGCUUUAACAACACCGGAUUUGUCAGUCAGCAACUCCUUCGAGACAAGUUACGAGAAUUAGAGGAUGAAAUUCAGGUUUUCCAAAAAGAAAAUGAUGCAUUAAAUCUUCUAAGAAAACAACGAGAAGAACAACUGCGUGUUCUAGAGAGAGAGAAAAACAAGUUUGAAAUAUUUAAAGAACAAGAAAAACAGAAAAUACAAGAAGAGUUAGUUGAAGAGAAGAAAAAGCUGAAACGAGAAAGGGAUGCGUUUGAACACUAUCAGAGAGUCAAGAAAGACUUUCCUGAAAGAAAAGAGAGAGAAGAAACAAGAGAGUUAAAAACGAGAGUUAAACAAUUAGAAAAAGAACUAACACAGCAGGAGAAGAAGUGGUCUGCCGAAAAGAGCAGUUUACGAGCUCAGCUUCGUUCUGUGGAAAAGGAAAAAGAUAGUUUACGUGACGAGGUCAAGUAUCUAGAAAAUGAGAGGUUGGACUUACUCGCCAAGCUAAAAAUGUACGAGAAGAAGAAAAAACCACCAAGGUGGCUAAGUUUUGAAAAGCAACGAGCAACAAAAAAGAAUGUUCUACCUGAAGGUCAACCGAAAGACAGCGUGCUUAAAAAUUCAAGUGUGAAGCCUAAGAAUGAUCAUAUUAAAGAGUUACGCUUUGAAGAUCUUGAAUGUUCUCUAGAAAAUUCUCCGAUACCCAGUGAACCUUCUGUUGUUGAUUAUAAUAAUGAGGAACAUGGUGAGAGUGGUAGAGAAAAGAUUGACGGUGAAAGUAAAGUUUGCCCAGCUGUUAUUUCAAUUCAUUCCAAAGAUGUUAACGGUCAAGAAAAUGUGAAUAGCAAUGAUGUUGAAAAUCAUUUAAAGAAAUUAGGCACUUUAGAUCUGCAGAAGUCAAAAGGAAAAGUACGGUUUUGUUUGAAACCAGAUGUUUGUGUCGGUGAAACGGGUAGUAGCGACGAGCCUUCUGUCGAGGAGGUACCUCAUCAUGACAGAAUUGAAAGAGUCCUUCCGAGGGGAUAA
This is a messenger RNA of Limulus polyphemus (Atlantic horseshoe crab), 3010 nucleotides long. RefSeq names its product centromere protein J-like. The record is from RefSeq and is a predicted model, not a curated record. Gene Ontology annotation, biological process: centriole elongation; cilium assembly. Gene Ontology annotation, molecular function: tubulin binding. Lineage: Eukaryota; Metazoa; Arthropoda; Merostomata; Xiphosura; Limulidae. The transcript is spliced from 2 exons. Gene Ontology annotation, cellular component: nucleus; centrosome; centriole. Bases 11 to 3010 code for a protein of 999 amino acids.